Haplochromis burtoni (Burton's mouthbrooder) is the source of this 2502-nucleotide messenger RNA. Its product is annotated as natterin-3. NCBI's taxonomy places the organism in Eukaryota, Metazoa, Chordata, Actinopteri, Cichliformes, Cichlidae. The record is from RefSeq and is a predicted model, not a curated record. The transcript has 3 exons. Bases 40 to 1218 code for a protein of 392 amino acids.
CCACACGUCAGACCUAGACAGACUUAGCAACUUAAACCUAUGAUGCUGUCAUUGCUGUUGCUGCUGGCUCUGUCACCAGCCAGUCCUCGGGGCACUGUGAAGAAGCACUCAGAGGACAGAAAUGUGACCUCUCUGAACCCAGAUCUGGAGGACAGAGCUCCUGAAAUGACAGACAUCUCAGUUAACACAUCAGUAUAUCAACAUCUUUUGUUUCCAGCCAAGAUGAAACAGAAAAGGCAGGCGUUUGAUAAUAAGGGCAACGUGAAAUGGCAGACCUGGAAUGGUUUCCUCCCUUCUGGAGCAGUGCUAAUUUACAACACAUAUGUGGGACGUAUUGACUAUGUCUGUAAACAUGGAUGCCAUGCUGGCUUGUACAGCCAUAGCUUGGGAGAUUUCUGCCACUAUCCCUAUGGCGACAAAGAGUAUCGUACGGGCUCAUUUGAUAUCCUUGUGAAUGACAAAUACUUUGAGAUUCUGGAGUGGAAGGAAGGUUCCUUUGGUUCAGUGCCCGAACAUGCAGUUAGAACAUGUUCUAGUGAUGAGGUUUAUGUUGGAAAAAACAAGUAUGGUCUAGGUAAAGUGCAUCCUAGACACACUGCAUUUUUUCUACCUUGGAGAGGUAAAGAAUAUUGGUACAAGUACUAUGAGGUGCUGACCAUUAAUAGAGAUAUUGACAGUGAGAUCAUCUCUGAUGUCAGAUAUAAAACUAACAACGCUAAAAUCAUCGAGUAUCCUCCAGAGACCAUGCGCAUCUCUUCCAGUAUUAACAAUGGAUGCAAUCCAGUGACAAAAACAGUAACUCUUUCAAAGACAGUUAGAGAUGAGAAAAGGUGGGACAUUCACGCUUCUGUCUCGUUUGGUGUCACUACGACUUUUACUGCAGGAGUCCCCUUCGUAGCAUCCGGAAGCAUUCAGUUUAGCAAUCAAUUUACAUUUGACUAUUCAAAUGGGGCAACUCAUGCAGAAGAGCACACCCACACUGUUGAAGUACAGGUCUCCGUCCCACCAAACCACUUGUGCAAAGUCAAAAUGCUGGCUUAUAAGUAUCAUGUAAACAUCCCUUUUACUGCUCUCCUCACCCGAACCUACAGGAACACAGCAGUGAAACUAUCACACAUCUCAGGGACAUACUACAGCAUCCAGACGGGAGAGGUCCGUGCUGUGGUAGAAAGAUGUGAAUACCUAACUUCUGCACAGCCAUGCCCACAAAAAACAUAAUAACACAGUUGUAAUCAUGUGUAUAUACAAGUUAAGUUGUAAAGUAAAACUUAAUAUUCCAAAUUUAUCCCUCCAAAAAUAAAAUUGCAUCAAAUGUUCUGUUUGUCAUGCCAUACCCUCUUUUCCUUGUUUCAUUAUUCAUACAACAUUAUUUAUUUAUUUUUCGUAAAUAAAUAAAACAAGUUUGAAAAAAAAAUUUUUUCUAAACAAAGUACUUCAAUAAUAUUAUAAUAUUAUGCUUUAAAGUAAAAUAGUGUUACCUACCAAAAGUAUUUAUAGCACCUCUUCCAACUUUUAAAGUAUUGAUUUAGAACAAAAUUUUCCCAUCUUAACUCUGCAUGUUGUUAUAUAAGGCAUCACAGUGUUGCAGUAUUUAACUUUGUUGCCUCACAGCAAGAAGGUCCUGGGUUCAAAUCCACCAUCUGCCCGAGGCCUUGCAGUGUGGAUUCCCGCAGUGUCUGCAUGUGUUCUCACUGGGUCCCCUGGCUUCCUCUCACAGUCCAAAGACAAGCAGUUACUGGGGUUAUGUUUACUGGAGAUCCUAUAUUGCCCACAGGUGUAAAUAAGAGUGUGAAUGGGUGUCUGUCUCUGUGUGUUAGCCCGGCAACAGACUGCCAGCCUGCCCAUGGUGCACCCCACCUCUCGCCCUAUGGCAGCUCGGGUAGGCUCCAGCUUCCUUGUGAUCCUGAACUCGAUAAGUAGAAGAAGAUGUACAAAUAACCCCAACCGGUCGCGGCAGAUGGCCGCCCCUCUCUGAGCCUGGCUCUUCUGGAGGUUUCUUCCUGUUAAAUGGGAGUUUGUCCAUCUCACUGUCACCAAAGUGCUUGCUUAAAGGGAAUAUGUAAUUGUCAGGGUUGUCUCUUUUGUAUUAUUUUAGGGAUUUUACCUUACAAUAUAAAUCACACUGAGGUAACAGUUGUUUUGAUUUGAGGGUGUAUAAAAGAGAAUUGAAUUGAAUUGAAUUAAAUAGCUGGACUGAUGUUUGAACGCAUACAAAUUGGUAACUUUGCUCUACCUGCUUAGUUUUUAUGAAUCUAUAAGAAUAAUUAUGAUGAUAAUUUUUUUCUUUGCUGGACUGUAGUAUUUGAUAUCUUAUUCAAGGAAUUGGUCAUUCACGAGACACUGUGACCCUCUUAAAUCAGACUAAAAAUAAAACUUCCUACCUUCCUUCCAAGAUAAUGUGAUAAAGUAAAGGAAGAGCCACACUCUCUUUAUCUCUGACCAUGUGCUCACUAAUAAUAAUUUCAUGUUGACUUACCAAGAAUAAACUUUUUAGUGGUGUGA